CGCAUGCGUGCAAUCUCGGCUACAUUUCUCCAUAGCAUUUCUCGGCUAAUGUUAGCGAAUAUUAGCUAACCAUUGAUAAAGCACAUUAUGGUCAUUUGUACUCAUUGACAUAUAUGUACUCGGCCUGCUCCAUAACAGCUCCGUUUCCGGACGAGUUAAAUUGGACAUGAAUCGCUACUAUUUCGGUUAUUAAGUCGCACUGGGUCUUUGUUCCCAUUUGCUGAAAAACUCCACUAACCGUCAGCCCUCUGUUUAUUGUCUGAAGUCAGGAGGUCCCCCUCCUUCUCAUUCCGCUGCUGUAGCAGCUGGGUCAGCACUAGCUGCUGCUACUGCUGUUGCUCUGGUACAUUUAGGAAGUUGUCCGUACUUGACUGCGCACGAACAACUCCAGCCCGUCCCGUGAGUCGUCUAUGAUGGGGAACUGAAGUCAAUAACUGUGGUGUCAGCGUGCGCUCCAGCAAGUUCACCAUGAUGUCCAUGACCUUCGGGGUGUCGAGCAGCGUGACGCUGCUGUUUGACUUCUGGGAUGUGCACGGGCCUACAGUGUGUGUGUGUGUGUGUGUCCAGGGAUGCUGCUGUCGGUGAUUGUGGUCUUUCUGCUGACCGUCUUCUACGAGCUGCUCAAAGUGUGGAGGGUGUGGCUGGGGAGCAGCUCUAAGCUGGCCCAGUCUCAGUCUCCGUACGCCGCACCCCCAUCCGUCCGCAGCGACAGCAUCUCCGCCCUGGAGAGCAGCAUCUCCGCCCUGGAGAGCAGCCCCUCCGAGUCCUCGCUGACCCCCAUGCAGACACCCCCUCCCACUGUGAACACCAGACACAGCUGGUUUCUGCACAGUAUCCAGACAGUCCUCCACAUGCUGCAGGUGUCUCUGGGCUACAUGCUGAUGCUGUGCGUCAUGUCCUACAACACCUGGAUCUUUCUCGGGGUCAUCGUGGGCUCUGUCGUCGGUUAUUUCAUCUCAUUUCCUCUCCUGGGUAAGAUCUGAUGGUAUGGACAGUGCAGGCAGAGGAUGGAUUCUCCCCCCCACAAGUUAAGAGGGUCUCCUGACACUAAAUGGUCUUUGACCAUUGGGACAAUGUGUAUGAUUUGGUUCUUUUGUGUUAAAGGGACAUAAUGUUUUGUUUCUGAGGCACAGUCUUGCUAAUCUUCUCAAACAGCCAACAUCUAAGUGAGUGAUGCAUGUGAAAAAUGGGAGUGCUGCUUGCUUAAACUCUUCUUCCUUUGUUUAUUUAUCCUAAAAUGCAUUGGAAUCUACCACAACACUCAGUGACAGAAAGUCACGCAUAGCUUGUGGCAUAUUUCGGUUUGUUUCUGUAAUUGUCUGUUUUCCUGGUCAACCUUGAUGGACAGUUUUUCUUUUCUUUUCUUUUUUCCUAACUACUACACAGUUCCCUGUAUUUUACUAAACCAUUCAAGGUGUUGUGACACUACCGGUGAUCAAAAUGUUUAAUGUCAUAAAAAGUAGAGCUCUGGCUUAGUUGAUAAGACACUGUCACUGUACAGUAGCUUUAAAGUGGAACUCACCCUAAAGACCUUUUUGUGUUUUUGACUGAUUAAGUAAGUAGUUUUGAAAACAGAUUUUUGUUUGCCGUGUUUUGGAGUGAAAUCUAAAAUCUGACUCCCACAUGGAGCUAAGACUUACAGUCAGAUGUCAUAAGACAGAGCUCAGAUUCAGGAACUGAAUCAUAUGAUUGUAGCUUGUUAACUUCUCUAAUCUUGGCUCGCUAACAGAUCAGUCCUAUUCUCACACGUACGUAUACCAGGGGACAGUGAGAGCUGAUCAUGUGGUUCUGUGGUUAAUCAUUGACAAACGACGAACCUGCAGAGAAAAGAGCCUCGCAACUGACAUUUCAGAUGUGUUUUCUGUUGUAUUUCAACAAGUAUGCUCUUUCCUUUUUAAUAUGGAGUAUUUUUUACUAGUUUUACAACAGAUUCAUAUAGAAACGUGUUCAAAUAUGUCUCGACGACUUGAGAUUAACCGUUAAAAUAUCAAUCAUUUUCUUCGUGAUGGUUUCGUCUCACAAGAACUUGGUCGACAAAAGUUAAAGAAUAAAGUUGAUGACAUUGUUUUAUUCAUCCAUUUCUUAUAUAAAAGUUGAGCUGCUCACACCAAACAUACAGGUUUUUAUAAUAAAUAAAAAGGAGAGGGUGACGGCCAGUGGUCCUCCAUUGGAAGUAAUGGGUCUGAAUCUAAAGGCAGAAAACUCAAAAUGUGCUUUGGAUACGGUGGCAGUAGGCCAUUUCACAACAGGACAUUGACUCAAGAGGAGGAAUUGCAGCUCUCCUCUCAGCAUUUAACAUCAGAUUGCAUUUUGGUGUGUUGAUGCACAAAAGUGAAACUAAUUCACCCAUUAGAGCGCAUGACGCUGACAACAAAAACAAUGUGGUGACACUUCAAAGUUUCCCUUAACUCCCUGGAAAGAAACUGAUAUUCAACUGCGAAAUAAUGAAAAAUCAAAAUGAAGAAGUCCUGGAAAGGACUAUGUAAUUUGGUACUAAUUAUUAUAAUAAAAAUGAAGACUUCAAAUUA
This is a messenger RNA of Perca flavescens (yellow perch), 2528 nucleotides long. RefSeq names its product solute carrier family 31 member 2 (gene slc31a2). Gene Ontology annotation, molecular function: copper ion transmembrane transporter activity. The record is from RefSeq and is a predicted model, not a curated record. Bases 570 to 983 code for a protein of 137 amino acids. Gene Ontology annotation, biological process: copper ion transmembrane transport. Gene Ontology annotation, cellular component: membrane. The transcript is spliced from 4 exons. Lineage: Eukaryota; Metazoa; Chordata; Actinopteri; Perciformes; Percidae.